Oncorhynchus kisutch (coho salmon) is the source of this 5927-nucleotide messenger RNA. RefSeq names its product KN motif and ankyrin repeat domain-containing protein 2. Gene Ontology annotation, biological process: negative regulation of G1/S transition of mitotic cell cycle; negative regulation of intracellular estrogen receptor signaling pathway; negative regulation of cell population proliferation. The record is from RefSeq and is a predicted model, not a curated record. NCBI's taxonomy places the organism in Eukaryota, Metazoa, Chordata, Actinopteri, Salmoniformes, Salmonidae. Gene Ontology annotation, cellular component: cytoplasm. Gene Ontology annotation, molecular function: protein binding. The coding region runs from base 266 to 3652 and encodes 1128 amino acids. The transcript has 13 exons.
CUAAAGACGCUCCUGGCCCUUUAAGAGCGGAGGGAGGGGGUUCUGAACCGCUUGGCUGCGGUGUUUUUGUCUCCAUGUCAGUGAGCGCUCCUGGCCCAAGACGUCUGAACGGAUUUAUAAGGAUAGGUGCUGACCGUGAGAAAGAGGGGAGGGAAGAAGAAUAGGAGAGAAGAGAAGCCAGAGUGAGGAGAUUGGGGAGGAGGAGAGACCAACCCUGCAGCACACCGAGCAGCUGGUGAGGUUUUGUGGGUAAACGUGUGACAUCAUGGCUCAGGUGCUGCACAUGGACCCCAGCUUCCCAGGAGGGAAGCUUACCCCGUCCGCUCCCCCCUCCCUGCACGGGAAGGAGCAGGAGGCGCCCUACUCUGUGGAGACCCCCUACGGCUACCGUCUGGACCUAGACUUCCUCAAGUAUGUCAACGACAUUGAGAAGGGAAACACCAUCAAGAAGGUGCCCGGUCAGCGCCGGCCCCGCUACGGGUCUCUCCCCCGGGGGUACGGCUACACAGGCUCCUGGUGGACCUCCACAGAGUCCCUGUGCUCCAACACCAGCCAGGACAGUCGCCAAUCAUCCUUCUCCUACUGCGCCCCAGGCUACCACCCACACAGCUCCCACUCCCACUCCCAGAGGCCCAGCUUCAGCACGGCCCGGGUGGAGAAGACACUUCUGGACGCCCGCAGGAAGUUGGAGGAAGAGAAAGAAGGGGCCCCCAGGAGGUUCUCCAGCACACUGGGUAGCAUGCACAACAGCAUGGCCGGAUCCACCACCUCCCUGAGCAGCGCCCACAGCUACAACCGCACCCAUGGAGGAGGAACGGGCUCCUUCACCCCAAUGAGCUCCGGCAUGUCCACGCCUGUGUCACCCACCCCGGCCCACCUGCAGCAUGUGAGAGAGCAGAUGGCGGUGGCUCUCAGGAAGAUCCGGGAGCUGGAGGAGCAGGUGAAGACCAUCCCCGUGCUCCAGGUGAAGAUCUCUGUGCUGCAGGAGGAGAAGAGGCAGCUAAGCGUCCAGCUGAAGAGCCAGAAGUUUCUGGGACACACCCUUGGCUUUGGCAGAGUGGGCCGGCCCCGAGGGGAGCUCUACAUCGACAUCCCAGAGGAGGAGGUGAGCUCUGGAGCUGAAGCCACCACCAGGGUUGCAGCAGGGCCUCUGUCCCCCACCACCCCCACCAGUCCUGAGGGCUCCAGGCCGCAGGCAGACUCAGGCUGUGAGAUUGAGGACACGGUGAUCGUGGGUGGAGCGCGGCCGGCUGGGCAGAGGGAAGUGCGUACCAUUGGGGUGGGACCAGAGGAGGCGAGGGGCAGCCAGCUGGUGGAUGUGGGCAUAGGGGUGAAGGAGCAGGACCUGGGGCUGGUGCCGGAGACAGAGGCCCUGAAGAGCCAGGUGGGCCAGCUGGAGGGCCAGCUGAAGAGGACGAUGCAGGAGCUGUUGGCUGCCCAGCAGCAGGUGCAGGCAGCUCAGAGGGAGAGGCAGGCUCUGGCCCCCCAGGCAAACCACUCGGUCAGGGCCACCAGUCUGAGCUGGCAGGAGCAGCAGGGACGCAGCCUGCAAACGGUAGUCAGCUUUACCCAGCAGCCCCAUCACCGGGCACAGAGAACUGUGGGAAUCCAGGUGUACACGCUGGAGCAACCAGCCACUGUGGUGGGGGUGGGCACGUUGCUCCGAGCAGAGGGGUGCAGCUCCCCAUCCCUCCCUCCAGGUGGUACAGUCCUGGAGGGAACCCACAGAGGACAUGCACAGGCCCUGGGCCCAGAGGAUGCAGCUGUUGAGCUGCCGAUCGCCAUCUCCUCCAAACAGGUCCGAGAGGUCCUAAGAAGUGAGCUGUCCACCUCUGUGCCUGUCACUAAUCCUGCCAUCGCCAUUGAUACCAUUGGUAAUCAGAUGGCUUUGCUGCAUCUGCAGGAAGGAGAGACACCCCAGCACACUGCCAUAAACACCGUCCAUUAUCAAGAAGACCCAUCAAAGCCAGCUGCAGCAGCCUCUCCCCAGACCGCCCUGAGGUCCAUUAUGAAACAUAAGGCAGAAGGAGAACCUGGCUCUCCAUCCACCAAGAAGAACCUGCAGUUCACUGGAGUCAAUGGAGGGUAUGAGUCCACCUCCUCAGACGACAGUAGCAGUGAGAGUUCAGAGGAGAGUGAUGCCAGUGAAUAUCAUGAGACCACAGAGAAACUCCCAGAAGCACCAGAGUCUGCAGCGGGACGGCACCAGCAAGCAGCAGCAGUCCCAGUCUCCUCCACAAGGCUAGAGCAUGUCACUCCGCUCCCAACCACCACCGUCCAACCACCAGCCUGUCAACCUGCCUCUGAGCGGAGCACCAGCCAAUCAGCAACCAUAAGCAUAGGACUGCAGCAUGUAUCCACCUUAUCACCAACCUUGAACACUGCCGUGCAGCAAUGUGCCUCUGACUCUACCCCCACUGAGACUACCUACCCAUCUCCAGCCAAUGACUGUGUCCGUCAGGGGAGUAUUGUCCAAUCAUCGGUCCCAGACCCUAUCCCUCAGGAGUGUACCUCCAUAAAUACUAGCACUGAACCCACUACACCUGAGCAGUGCACCAUCCAAUCAGCAGCUACCUGUUCUGCACCCCCCAAGCCACCCAGAUGCCAACCAGAAGCAACUAACCCGGAAGUAAGGCAGGGUGUCACCCAAUCAAAUACCAUUGAUGUCACCGUUCAGCUAGAUGCCAUCAAAUCACAAACUACUGACCUCGCCCCUCAGCAUUGGGCUACCCAAUCGUCAGCUACUGAACAAAGCUCCCAGCAGAGGAUAGUCCAAUCAUCAGCCUCGACACCAGCACCUGGAAACGCCCCAAGUGCUGCUGGAGCAGCCAAUCAAGAAACCAGACUGGAGUUCAGUGAGAGCCUGAUGGCAUCUCUCCAUGCCCUGCAGAAAGCCCUGGGUGAACCAAAUGCUUUCAGCCAGCAAGCAGCAAGGACAGCCUACACCACGGUGCUCCAGGAGUGGCUUCGUGUGUCCUGUCACAAGGCAGCAGACACUGCCAUGGUCAGGGCCUAUAUGGAUACCUUCUCCUCCGUCUCCCCACAGCUGCUGAAGUUUGUGGUCAAUAUGGCCGACGGCAACGGCAACACGGCCCUGCACUACACCGUCUCCCACUCCAACUUCCCUGUGGUCAAGCUGCUGCUGGACACUGGCCUGUGCAACGCUGACAAGCAGAACAAGGCCGGGUACACAGCCAUCAUGUUGACAGCUCUGGCUGCCUUCCACUCUGACAGUGACCUUCACACUGUCCUGCAGCUGCUGCGCACAGGGGACGUGAACGCCAAAGCCAGCCAGGCGGGUCAGACGGCGUUGAUGCUGGCAGUGAGUCACGGGCGAGGUGACAUGGUACGGGCGCUGCUCUCCUGCGGGGCACAGGUCAACAUCCGCGACGACGACGGCUCCACGGCGCUCAUGUGUGCCUGCGAGCACGGCCACGUCGACAUCGUGCGUCAGCUGCUGUCUGUGCCAGGCUGUGAUGUCACCCUCACUGACAACGAUGGCAGUUCAGCCCUGUCCAUAGCCCUGGAGGCCAGUCAGAAUGACAUCGCUGUGCUUCUCUACGCUCACCUCAACUUCGCCAAGCCUCCUUCCCCUGUAUCACCAAAGUCUCCUCUUUUGGGAUCCUCUCCCCCCUCUGGUGAAACAAAGUGACCACACACUGUAAGAUACCUUUUGGAGAAUUUAGCAGCACCUCUUCAACCAGCUCCUCAACCAUUCCACCACAAGUGUUGAUAUCUGUGUAUAUAUAUAUAUAUAUGUGUGUGUGUGUGUGUGUGUGUGUGUGUGUGUGUGUGUGUGUGUGUGUGUGUGUGUGUGUGUGUGUGUGUGUGUGUGUGUGUGUGUGUGUGUGUGUGUGUGUGUGUGAGUCUGUCUGUGUGUAUUUGUGUGUGAGAGAGUGAUUGUAAUGGUCUUUUUCCUCUUCUCUCUGUGUGUUCUCUCCGUAUGUACUGUAUGUGCACGUCGGCAUGAAACCCAGCACUUGACACGAUCCUAACGCAUCUUUUCUUCAAACAAAAAAGGAAUUCAUCGUGAUGCUAUACUCACAUAUAGUUCUUUACGCACAAGAGUCUGUUUUUUUUUGUUACAGUGUUGGUUGAAAUCAAUCUCCGAUAAUAUUCACAUGUCAGAAUAAGCCGUUUCCCUUGAAACAGCUCAACACACAAACUCAACUCAGCAAUAGUCCCACUUACAUUCAUUUAGUGUUUUUUUAUUGCCGCUAGAUAAGCAAGAUUGUAUUACUUUACCGUAGUUCAUUAUUGUAGCUUAUUUUUUGUUCAUAUGCAUUUGUUACUUAUUACUGUACAAGCAAUAUAUGUCAUUCUAUAUACCAUUGAUAAUCGAUCCGUUGCAAGGACACAGUAGGAAUAUGUUGUGUCUCAUCGCAAUCAUUUAUGAAAUGCCGAAAGUCACCCAUAUCACUGUGAAAUGAUUAAUUCACCCAUAUCAUUCUAAAAUGACAAAAUCACCCAUUUCAUUCUAAAAUACACAUAUCUCUCUGAAGUGUCCUUUAUCGAUUGUAAUCAGUCAGCUGAUUGGUGCUAAAACAAUUCUGAUACAGGACUCCAGUUUAAUUCAGCACAAUAGAUUGAGAUUUCUACACAACCUUUAUUUACGCUAGAGUAUUUUUGAUAGUGUCUUUUUAUUCAACUCAAAUUUCACAGAGGUAACGGUAUGGAUCUUCAACACUGUUAAACAGAUGACAACCUUUACACACAGCAUUGCUACUUUAGAUGUCAGACACCUAGCUGUGACGAGGCCUACAGCAACCUUAUCAGGAUACUGUUGUUUUAAAUUAUGGUCUUACUGGCUAACUUCCAACCACAUUUUAGUCAUUGUAACAGUUAAGCAUUUUUUCAGAAUUUUUAUCCAAAGAUCUUCCCCUCAUAACCAACUCUUUUGUUACACUGUAUGUUGUGGUGAUCCGUCUGAGUGUAAAGAUAAUAAUAUGUGUUGACCAGACAGAUAAUUCCCAACAAAAGAUUUGGUAGCAGCAGCAUUAUCGUUGAGGUCAAUAACAGUUGUAAUGUUCAUGAGAAGGCAACUAGAAAUGGUAGCUACUCUAACUCUCCAAUAAAGGUACUACAUUUCUGAAAUGAAAGAUUGUUUAUUUUCUUGAAUAAAAGGUUUUAUGAGCGGUUUUACUGAGGGAAGGAGUGACGUGGGGUGUUUGGGUACUGACUAGGGUGUGUAAGGUGGUAGGCAAGGUUCAAAUUCCUGUUCAGUGGUCACCCUUUUUGGAUUGGUUGGUAACUAGAAAGUGAUAGAAUGGACUAUCGAUCUAAUGAAGAAUUUGCAUUGUAAUAUAGGUAUACCAAAAUUAUUAUAAUAUUUGACAUUAUUCUACAGUAGUAGUUAUGCAUAAAAUUAUAAUUUAAAAAGGAUUGAAGUCCAAAAUACAAAAAUACACUGAGUAUACCAAACAUUUGGGACACCUUCCUAAUGUGGAGUUGCCUCACCCUCUGAAUGGCACACAUACACAGUCCAUGUCUCAAUUGUCUCAAGGCCUAAAAAUCCUUCUUUAACCUGUCUCCUCCCCUUCAUCUACACUGACUGAAGUGGUUUUACAAGUGACCUCAGUAAGGGAUCAUAGCUUUCAGCAGGAUUCACCUGGUCAGUCUGUCAUCCAAAGAGCAGGUGUUCUUAAUCUUUUGUAUGCUCAUUUGUGUCUCAAUUUGGAUUUAUAUUUUUACAUUAACCCCCCCUUUAAUAUAGGAUUUCCUGAGCAAUUGGAUUUUAUAACGUUUUAUAUUUGUUUUACUUUCUUUUUUAUACAUUUCUAUUUGUAUUACUUGUUCACAACUAUAGGUUUACCUACUCGCACAUUUGUUUUAGUUUUUUGCCUUCUGUAAAAUGCUCAGUUUGUAUUUUUCCCCAUUUGGUUUUAUGGGUUUUUGGAAGAAAAUAAUAAAUCAGCUUUCAUCGUAAA